Messenger RNA from Trematomus bernacchii (emerald rockcod), 2356 nucleotides. It is a transcript of the gene prf1.5, whose product is annotated as perforin 1.5. The transcript is spliced from 5 exons. Gene Ontology annotation, cellular component: membrane attack complex. Gene Ontology annotation, biological process: immune response. The record is from RefSeq and is a predicted model, not a curated record. Lineage: Eukaryota; Metazoa; Chordata; Actinopteri; Perciformes; Nototheniidae. The coding region runs from base 486 to 2057 and encodes 523 amino acids.
UGUGCAGGAUUCAAAGAGCUGGGUCAUGAACAUAAAAACAAACCCACUCAUGCUGAGGAAAUUGUUAAGGCCUGGGGAGAAAGAGAGAGAGAGAAAGAGGGACAGAGAGCGGGACACAACUCUGAAGCAGGGUAACUCCCUCCUUGGUCUUUUUCAUAAGGCGUAGGACGGACAAAAGAGUGCACCCAGCAGGCUUUCAGCACGGGCAGUAAAGCCAAAGCUCUCUCAACCGGGAUUUCAUUUCCAGCAGGAUCAAGAGUUUAGUCAGUUUGCAGUUCAUCUUUUACAGUGAGCUGCACCACCAAUUGGGUUAGUAAAAAGAAGGAGACACAACAAAUGUGUUUUUUUGGCUGUUAAAAUCUGGGGAGGACUUUCAGUAGACAGAGAAACCUACAGAGUGAAAGCUCCCAAAAGACGACACGGACAAUCUGAAGGGCGAUACAUAUAAUACAGUCCAAGUCUAUGGUCGAUACCUUUAGGCAACCAUGCACGCUGGAAGAUACCACCGGAGCGACAUCCUCCUGUUUACAUUGGCUUUACUGGUCCUGUUGGGGGUGUGCAGCAUCCGGGGCUGUCGUAUAGGCUCAGGCUCAGAGUGUGAGAAGGCCCCUUUUGUCCCGGGCCACAACUUGGCUGGAGAGGGUUUUGAUGUGGUGCGGAUGCGUCGAACUGGGGCAUACGUCAUCAAUGUCAAAGCUCAUCUGGCCGACAACCACACCUGUACACUGUGUCCAAACCGCUUCCAAGACGGACAGAUUCAGAGGCUCCCAGCUGCAGUGCUCGACUGGCGUCCCUUCAGCCGCUGCAGUAAGCAGCUUUCCAGUGCCCUCCACCACUCUGUGGAAUCCCUGCUGCGCAGCUCCAACUCACUGGUUAACAACAACUGGGGCCUGGGUCUAAGUUUAGAUAAUAUUGGCAAGGCAGUGCUGGGAGGAAGCCGCUCAGACUUGGCAAAGUUUGCUCGUUCGCAGCACAAUGUGGACAAGGCCACGUUUGCCACCCAUGAAAUCAGUUGCACCUACUACAGCUACAGGCUGGCUGAUCACCCCCAGCUGAGUGCAGAGUUCACAAAGCAUCUAAAGAGACUCCCACAGAGCUUGAAUACGACCAAGAACAGAGCCCUAUAUAGACGGCUGAUAGACACCUAUGGAACACACUACAUACACCAGGUCCAGCUUGGUGGCAAGGUGAGGCGAAUCACUGCCUUCAGGACCUGCCUGGCCACUCUGAAAGGGUUCUCUGAGUCCGACAUCAAAAACUGCCUGAACUUUGAACUCCGAAUGGCUCUAGGUUUCCUCCCUGGCAAUGUAUCCUUAUCCAACAAGUGCGAUAACCUCCUGAAGGGUAACAUGAGUAUGGGCUUCUACCAAGGCUUCAUGACCCAUAAGAUUGAGGUUAUCGGAGGGGAGAGGUACUUCCCCGACAUCCUCUACCAGGAGGACCCAUCUGAAGCGUACCAGAGCUGGAUGAACAGCCUCCACGAUAAUCCAGACGUAGUUUCUUACGCCAUCUUCCCCCUGCAUCAUCUGGUGGAUGACUCACAGAUCAGUGAUAAUCUGAGAGGCCUUGUCACAGAGUAUAUUAAAGAUAACCAGCUGCAGGAGGCAGUGCUUGGUUUGAAGAACUGCUCCCCGACUUCCAACUUGGACCACAACUGCUGCCCUCUAAGAGCCGGCAGAGGAAUGCUCAGGCUAGAGAUCCACAGAGCGGCAGGCCUGAGGGCAGACACCUUCACAAAAACCGACGCCUUCGUUAAGAUCUUCUACAAUGGCAUGUACGAGGAGACGGAGACAGUGAUGGACAACAACGACCCGGUGUGGAACGCGACUUAUGACUUUGGAUCGGUAGAACUUGGUCAGGCGUUGAGGUUUGAAGUCUGGGAUCGAGACGUUCUCUACAAUGAUGUAGCGGGUAGAUGUGUUGUCUUCCCUGAGCGAGGAACUCACUCUCUAAGCUGCCAGCUGAGCAAAGGAGUUCUCUAUUUCACCUACACCAUCAAAUGUGAUGCUCACUUGACAGGCUUCAGAUGUGGACGAUAUUCCCCCAAUGCUGAGUAAUUAUUAGAUUACAAUGCGUUAAUGUAGAUUUGAGCAUUUCCUUCAUACAAAAAGGGACACUUUUAAUUAUCAAAUAUCUUUCAGUAGCAGCUAGUAAACUGUAAUGUCCUAUGUUUUUUUAACUGUAAUGAUUUGUCAACAUUUUUAAAGGCAGAACUCCCCCUGAUAUGAAAUGCCACUUCAGUAGGUUUUGGUAGGUUGUUUUCGGAGUCAUCGUCUUGUAAUAUUUCAGUAAUAACUUACCAGUCAAAGUUCUUGUGCAUCGAAUGCACAAACCAAAAUAAAGAUUGUCGCCUAUA